UGGAGUAGGAUAAGAGUAAGGGGCAGAGCACAGACAGGGUAUGAAGGUGCAGAGCAUAGAGCGAGUACAGUGUGACAGGGAGAGGGCACAGCUGAUUGAAAGGUGGGCACAAGAGUGACAAGUGCCACAGUGAUGGGGAGAAAGUGACAGGUGCAGAGAGGAGGAGGAGGGCUUGAUUCCACCCCCCCAACACACGUGACCCCAAGUGACACCCACCUGGUGUAGCACAGGGACUUCCAGCAGAGCAAUAGCUUUGGACUUGUUUCAUGGGCGCAGUGGGGUGGGGUGGUUUAAGAAUGCAACGAGGACCUCGCCUGCCAACAGGGCCCCCAGUGGAGAAUGCAGGGGAGCUGCGGAAUGUAUUAAGGUUGCAGAGCAUCCUCAAGAUGCAGAGCAAAAUGGCAAUGCAGAGCAUAAAGGAUGUGCAGAGUGCAGGGGAGCUGCAUGGAGGAACAGAAACACAAAACAGAGCAGAUUUGCAUCGUCCCGUGAGUAAGUACAACACAGCGGACAUACACAAUGGGACGAUGCAGAGCAGAGAAGAGUUGCACAGCACAGCAGAGGGGGGGAGCCUGCCUACAGAACCUCACAAGUACUGUCCCAACUCAGGAGAGGACAACCUGAACCCCACUUUCCCAUUACCCCCCAGGAUUCAUCUCUUGCCCACCAGCAGUUGUUCCUACAACCAGGAAUACUCACCAGAAGCGGCAGAAGCCAAUAAUUACCCCAAAAGGCAUGGGGACCUCUCUUACCCAUUGUCCCUACAGCCUGUACUGCCCCCCACUAACCCCAGUAGCACCCCCGAGUGUCAGCGCUCAGGCAAAAUCCACAUCACCCUCACUAACUACUCACUAUGGGACAAGUUUCACAAACACCAGACCGAAAUGAUCAUCACCAAGCAGGGAAGACGUAUGUUUCCAUUUCUCUCUUUCCGAGUGGAGGGCCUGAAUCCCGUGGCUCAAUACAAUCUGCACGUUGAUGUGGUGCUGGCCAAUCAGAAUCACUGGCGAUACCAGGGGGGAAAAUGGAUCCCGUGUGGCAAAGCGGAGGGCAACAUACCAGGUAACCGGAGCUACCAGCACCCCGACUCCCCCAACACCGGGGCCCACUGGAUGCGACAGGAGGUGACCUUCAGUAAACUCAAGCUCACCAACAACAAGGGGGCGUCCAAUAAAGUGUCACAGAUGGUGGUAGUUCAGUCCUUGCACAAGUACCAGCCACGGAUUCAUGUGACGUGUGUAGAGGAUCCCGGGGGUCCAGAAAGCCAAAGUCACUCGUUUAUCUUCCCGGAGACCCAGUUUAUUGCUGUGACAGCCUAUCAAAAUGCAGACAUCACGCAGCUGAAAAUAGAUCAUAACCCAUUCGCCAAAGGAUUUCGAGAUUACUGUGACCUGAUGUGUCUUACGCCUAAUGGCGAGCGUGUGACUCCAUCACCACCAGUCCGUUAUUCAAACUACCUGCAAGAACCUUUGCCUUCUGGACGCCUGUAUUCCAUGGAACAAAAAGAGCCCCCAUCAUGGUACCUUUCAUCACAGAACAUUGCUCCACAGCUUGAAUACGCCCCCUAUGACCCUGCAGCCAAGAUGGCAGCGACAUAUGCCAUGAAGUGUUACCCACAACCGUCGCCCUUGAGUUAUUAUCCUGAGCACACACUUUCAUCAGCAUGGGCUGGACCUGUUCAGUAUCACCCCAAACCCGGUCCUGCAGCUCUAGGCUGGCUGCGCCCAUUGUUAGAGGUGCAAAAGGAGGAGGAUGAAGCUUGUCCUUGGGGAGAGCCCACUGCAUAUACUGGAUAUGAAGAGAACAAACGAAGGAGAUUAUCACCUUACAGCUCAGACGGUUCUCCACAAAUGACUGAAAGGGACAUAGAUCUGACUUAUUGCAGUUACUACAGCCAGUGACACAAGAGGGUGUUUCAGAGACAAAUGCUGACAGCGUUGAACUUCACAAAGGCAUCAAGAACUUGCACGAAUAGCACUGAUGCCAGUUGAAGUGGAGUGCUGUGGGGCCACUGAUAUUUUACGCCUUAAACCACUGCAUGGUAUGAAACAGAAACUCCUGCGGAAAGAGACGGCCAAAGAAUCAAGGAGAAAGCCGCUAGUAGCACUGCGACUUCAGUAGACCAGGCAGAGGUACCUCUUCUGCUCCACAGGGCUCCAAACCUGUUCCUGUAAAUAGAAUCAUUAUAUGUGCCUUAGGAAAACGCAUUAAUAAAACUUUCAUCGA
Messenger RNA from Xenopus laevis (African clawed frog), 2226 nucleotides. RefSeq names its product T-box transcription factor TBX21 (gene tbx21.S). The coding region runs from base 267 to 1901 and encodes 544 amino acids. The record is from RefSeq and is a predicted model, not a curated record. The transcript has 6 exons. Lineage: Eukaryota; Metazoa; Chordata; Amphibia; Anura; Pipidae.